Molecule: messenger RNA, 1443 nt
Organism: Trichoderma gamsii
Lineage: Eukaryota; Fungi; Ascomycota; Sordariomycetes; Hypocreales; Hypocreaceae
Product: oxidoreductase
Exons: 3
Coding region: 1-1443 (480 amino acids)
Molecular function (GO): oxidoreductase activity; FAD binding
Source: RefSeq, a predicted model, not a curated record
AUGGCAGAGUUUCGACAUAUUCAAACGCUGCUGUCGACGCUGCUGUCAACGCUCGGGCCCGAAAAGGUCUUUUAUCCAGGAUCCGACGGCUAUUCCUCUUCCAAUGCUUCGUACUUUGCACAGCAGCAGUCUCAGCUUCGGCCUGUAGCCGUCAUCUCCCCCACAUGUGCAGAAGACGUUGCUGAGACAGUCCGCCUUCUGGCCACAGCUGAAGAUCAAGAUGGCAACCCUGUCGGGCUCGCUAUUCGCUCCGGCGGCCACGCUGUCGACGCCGGGGCCGCAAACGUUGACGGCGGCGUAACCAUCGAUCUGAGCCGCCUGAACUCCAUCGAAGUGAGCGAAGACCGAAAGACAGUAUCAAUCGGCCCCGGCGCAAAAUGGGGACAAGUCUACGAUAAGCUAGACGCAAUCGGCCUCUCCGUCGCCGGCUGCCGGUCCGCUCCGGUAGGUGUGGGCGGCUUGACUCUCGGAGGAGGCAUAUCCUACUUCUCACCUCGAUUCGGCUGGACCUGCGACACCGUCACCAACUUCCAAGUUGUUUUGGCGGACGGAUCCAUCGUGAAUGCCAACGAGAAAGAGAACGAAGACCUUCUCAUUGCGCUGAGAGGUGGAAGUAACAACUUUGGCGUGGUGACACGCUUUGACUUUUCUGCUUUCGAGCAGGGCCAGAUCUGGGGCGGGUCUCUCUUCCACACUCUCGACACCAUUGAUGAAAACCUCAAGGCAUUCCAAGAUUUCGCUUCGGCAGAAGACUAUGAUGAAUACGCCAGUCUCAUCACCAGCUUCGGCUAUGCGGCUGGACGAGGCGCCGGUAUUGUCCAUAGCGUUGAGUACACCAAGCCUGCGGAGAGUUUGCCCGUCUUCGAGCCGUUCCUUCAGAUCCCCAAUGUGAUGAGUACAAUGCGACUGGCUGGCAUGGGAGAGAUUUCCAGGGAGCAAGCGGUCUACUGUCCAUAUGGCCUGCGCCAAUUCAGUCUUCAGACCACUCACGGCUCCAACCUGGAGGUGCUCAAAACCGUCUUCUCUUGCUGGAAGAAAAGCAUCUCCCUUGUUGAAGAUGUGGCCAACAUCGUAUGGUCCAUCUCCCUCGAGCCUCUACCAACAAUAUUCUAUAAGAGAUCCGGCACAACCAACAGCCUGGGUCUCUCAGAUAGGAAUAAGCCCCUGGUCAUUACUCUAUUAACGGCUAUGUGGACAGACGAGGCGGAUGACACCAAGGUAGAGAAGACAGCACGCAAGAUGCUUGUGGACAUUGAAACAAAAGCCAAAGAGCUUGGGGAGUAUGAUCCGUUUGUGUAUGUAAACUACGCAGCACCGUGGCAGGAUCCGAUUGCUAGUUACGGAAAAGAAAGCAUAGAGAGGUUAAAGAAAGUCCGUGAGAGGGUGGAUCCAAAGGGGGUGUUUACACAUCGUGUCACAGGAGCCUUCAAGCUUCCGGCUUGA